Molecule: messenger RNA, 1654 nt
Organism: Vanessa tameamea
Lineage: Eukaryota; Metazoa; Arthropoda; Insecta; Lepidoptera; Nymphalidae
Gene: CPR79
Product: paternally-expressed gene 3 protein-like
Exons: 4
Coding region: 132-1553 (473 amino acids)
Cellular component (GO): extracellular matrix
Source: RefSeq, a predicted model, not a curated record
UAAGACUUUGCGGGUUCGCUUUGCUCUCAUUUCAAAUUACGCUUUGCUAAACACAAUUAGUUCUCAAAUUGUGCUAACACGUGAUAUGUUUUGUGAUUUUUAUUAACAGUGAAGUUUGACAAUAAUACACUAUGAAGUCGAUAAUAUUGAUAGCUGUUGUUUGCAUUUCAAAUGCACUUGCUUAUCACGAUCCUGACUUAAACUACCAUUUAAGCCAACUGCAGAACGUUGAGGGUUGUAACGACAACGGCUAUUCAUACCCGACCCCGGCAGUGCAAUUGUCAUUAACAGACGUAAAAGCGACAACAGCUCCAAGACUAAUUGAAUCAGCUUCAUUGUCUUCAUCAAAUGCAUACAAAAGUGCUAACGAAUACUCACAAUCGGUUCUAUUUCAAGCUGCUGCACCAAAAGUAACCUACCAAGCGCAACCAACAGUCUCAUACCAAGCACAACCAACAUUUUCGUAUCAAGCACCAAUAGCUAUACAAGAUGCCACCGCCCUUAACGCAGAAUAUACGGCUCAAAGAGAAGAACACGGAUAUGCUACCUCAGCAGGAUUAUCUUCUUCCGCAGUGGGAACAAUAAUUCCUCAAGCUACAUACAAUCAAGCACCGAUCAUUGCCAAAAUUACCGCUGCACCUUUGCAAACUAAAUUUACUUUAGCUCCCGCCAAGACUACAUACGUGUCUCAAAAUUCAGUCUCACAACAAUCAUCAUAUUCGACUGGAUCUUUAGCAAAACAAUCACUAAACUCUUUCACCCACUCUGUUGGGCCAGUUGUAUCCCAGGUUUAUGCUGCUCCUAGAGCCAGUUACGCAACAUCAGACGCUUUGAAGACCCAAUCUCAAUCUCAAUAUGUAGCUCCAGCCUAUGCAAUCAAUCAGUAUAACCAAAUCCCAGCUAACACUUAUUCUGUGGCCGCGCAAGCCUAUAGAGCACCAGCUGUUUCUCAAUACUCCACAUAUUCUGUUUCACAUAAUGCUGCCCCAGCUCAGUAUGCAGCACCGGCCUUGACCAAAUACGCUGCUUCUAAUGUAGCUCAAUACUCUGCACCAGCUAUUCAAUAUUCAACCUCAGCAGCAUCACAAUAUUCAGUACCUUUAACAACUCAUUAUUCAGCACCUACCGUCACUCAAUACUCCGCACCGGUAGUUGCUCAGUACUCUGCCCCAGCAGUAACACAGCAAGCCACACAUAUAUCCCAAUACUCUGCACCAGCAGUCGCACAACAAUCAAUAGCGCAUGUAGCAGCACCAGCAAUAUCUGUGUCUUCAGCAGCACAAUACGCAGCAGGACAACAUGCUGUUAAAAAUGUCCAUAGAGAAUUCGUGGAAAAUUAUGAUGCGCACCCUCGUUACGCGUUCGAAUAUGGAGUAAACGAUCCUCACACUGGCGAUAUCAAGCAACAGAAAGAGCAACGCGAUGGCGAUGUUGUAAAAGGUCAGUACUCCUUGGUGGAACCGGACGGCUCGGUGCGUACGGUGGACUACAUCGCCGAUUGGGAGACCGGUUUUCAUGCAAACGUUCACAAUAGCAAAGACAACAAACAUUAGACAUUCAUUAAGAAAUACUUAAGUUACCGAUACCUUUUACUAUAUUGAAGUUAACCUGACACCAGUCAUUUAAUUUUUUCCGACCUUGCCCUGUAAUUCUU